Molecule: messenger RNA, 1073 nt
Organism: Alternaria rosae
Lineage: Eukaryota; Fungi; Ascomycota; Dothideomycetes; Pleosporales; Pleosporaceae
Product: hypoxanthine guanine phosphoribosyltransferase
Exons: 4
Coding region: 134-754 (206 amino acids)
Biological process (GO): XMP salvage; GMP salvage; hypoxanthine metabolic process
Cellular component (GO): cytoplasm
Molecular function (GO): hypoxanthine phosphoribosyltransferase activity
Source: RefSeq, a predicted model, not a curated record
ACCUAAGUAGGUAACCAUUUCUUGACUCUCCCGCGGCGGACAGACUUUUUUUGCAAAAACAAUUCCACUCCGCCAUUCUACUUUGAUUUCACUCUUUACACUUGAAGACAUAUUACAGAAUACUACCGCGAAAAUGGUCGAGAAGGUUUACGUCACAUACAAUCAGGUGCACAAGCUGUGCCAAGAAGCCGCGGAUCAAAUCCUCAAUGACUUCAAGCCCAACCUCAUGAUCGCCAUCGGCGGCGGUGGCUACGUCCCCGCGCGCAUCCUCCGAUCCUUCCUCAAAAAGCCAAACAGCCCCAACAUCCCCAUCCAAGCCAUCGGCCUCUCCCUCUACGAAACCCUCCCCACAACCACCGACAAGGACAUCGAGACCCCCGGCACAAAAGUAACCCGCACACAAUGGCUCGACCUAUCUUCGCUCGAGAUGGCCAAUCUGAUUGGCAAGAACGUCCUCAUCGUCGAUGAAGUAGACGACACGCGCACAACGCUGGAAUACGCGGUCAGGGAGUUGGAGAAAGAUGUGGAAGCCGCAGUGAAGAAACUGGGACGUGAGGGCGAGAAGACGAAUUUCAGUAUCUUUGUGCUGCAUAACAAGGAUAAGCCGAAGAAGGGGGCGUUGCCGCAGGAGAUUCUCAAGGGGAGGUAUAGUGCGGCGAGGACGGUGGGGGAUGUUUGGAUUUGUUAUCCUUGGGAGGCUACUGACAUUGACGAGCACGACCGUCUGUCGAGGGAGCAAGAGGGCAAGCAAUAGUCUGUCGUGUUCGUGUCUGGGUCCGUGGAAGGACAUAAGGGAGACGACGACGAUGACGAGAAAAGUAUCGUGGUAUUUACGGCAUUCGAUCGAUAGCAUUUAACGGACGGAUGGGAUAUAUAGGAGUUUGAAUGGGAUUGGAUAGCAAGAUAGAUAUUGAAUGAGCGAAUGGCUUUGCAUACAUGGCAGUGCCAACCCAACGGGUCUAUUAUAUCACACUUUGAAUCCGUCUUCAGUCAUGGUCGACUGAUUGGUAACUAGGAUUUGUGUCGCAGUUUGCAGUAUAUGUAUUACUAUUUCAUGAUAACUAGACAGGCUU